AUGAAUUACGGCAAAUUUAUUUUAUUUGGUGACUCCAUCACUCAAUACAGCAGCCAGAUACUUGAUGGUUUCUCAUUACAAGCAGCAUUGCAAGACAAAUAUAUUCGCAAGCUUGAUAUAAUCAACCGCGGAUUUAGUGGCUACAACAGCAAACAUGCUACGUUGAUCUUGCCCAAGUUGCUCGAUGCGGAAUUGAAUGGUGAUCGUGACAACGUCAAAUUGAUGACUAUAUUCUUUGGCACUAAUGAUGCCUUUGAGGAUAACAAUGACAUUCAACCAGUUUCACUUGAAAACUACUCAAGAAACAUUAAUACUUUAGUUGAGUUGGCCCUAAACAAUAAUAUCCGACCUAUAGUUAUUGGACCAACGUUCCAUGAUUCACGACUUGCAAAGAAAGGGCUAACAAGUAUGGAAUCUGUAACAAGAGAAGCCACGAACAACGAGCGAAAUUAUCAAUAUAAUAGUGCAGCUAGACAAGUUGCAGAGGCUCAUAAUGUGGCCUUUGUCGACUUGUGGGAUAUUUUCAGAGAAAGCCAAGGCUGGACCAAAGAGCAAUUAUUUGCAGCUAAAGAGGACAAUGAGCAUUGGGAAAUCGGGUCUCUGUUGGAACAAUUAGUUCAUGAUGGUGUUCAUUUCACAGGGAAAGCUUACAGGUUGAUGUUUGCUGGUAUCAUGGAUGCCAUCGAAAAACAUUACCCCGAGUUGCUUCCAAACAAGAUGCUCAUGAAGCUUGCUGAUUGGAAAGUGAUUGAUCCUAGCGAUCUAAACACGAUUUUUACAACCACGAGUUAUUCACGCGAGUAG
Messenger RNA from Lodderomyces elongisporus, 804 nucleotides. RefSeq names its product isoamyl acetate-hydrolyzing esterase (gene IAH1). Lineage: Eukaryota; Fungi; Ascomycota; Pichiomycetes; Serinales; Debaryomycetaceae. The record is from RefSeq and is a predicted model, not a curated record. The transcript has a single exon. The coding region runs from base 1 to 804 and encodes 267 amino acids.